CCCUCUUCUAUACGAUGUAUUACUUUAUUACUGUGGUUCCACCUCUGGCGUGGCACCUUCAAUCGUCAGCGGAGAUUCCUCUGGUGGAUCGGGAGUGGCUCGAGCCAAUUGCACCAGCAGUGCUUCCCACGUUUCCAAUUCCACUGCGGCAUAGUCGCGUUCGUCUCCUUCCAAUGCCCGUAAUGUCUGUACUCGUUUGACUCCGUGUGCUACGAGAUUGUCUUUGCGGUCCAGCACGAUAUUGACACUCUUUUUCUGUUCGAGGAUUUGGAGCAGCAGUUCCAGUCCCAUUUCUCGAAUUUCUGCCGUAGUGUCCUCUGAGGUAGCUGUGACCAACUGAUCCGCGACGUAUGCCACGGAAUGGCCAAAGAGCCGCACUCGCUCCCGUGUGGAAUCGUCCGAGGUAAUCAAUGCUCUGAGAAAGAAGAGUGUUCGUUUCUGCAAGACUGCACUACUAUUUCCAGCUGCUGUGGAUUGUUGGAGUCCCUCGUAAAUAAUUUCCUUGGCUUGAUCGACACCACAAAAGACUUGUUCGGACAAUUCGUCGCUCCGCACGGCACCACUGAGCGCUUGAAUGAUUUUGGCCCGAAAGGCAAAUUGAUCGGCAGGAGUGGAUUGAAAGACUUGCGAGAGCGUCUUGAUGGCUCCCAUUUCCAAUAACUCUUUUUGAAUCGGUGGAUUGUUGGACGCCAUGGUGGCCAAGACACCCAGACAACUGGUUUGAAUGGAUCGUGGUACUUCCGGCUGUGCCACGGCUCCCAAGAGAAAAUCCAAUCCCUUCAUGGCCGCAAAGGCUCGUGCAUAGUCAAUUUGUUCCACAAUAUCUCGUAAUUCUUGCAGCAAGUCUUGCAUGUCAAUGUCAUCAUCCACUUGUGCUUCUUCUUUCUGUUGUCGAAUGUCUUCCAGCCCGGUCGUGACUUGUUGCAGAAUUUCCUUCAUGCGUUCAUUUUCGUCAAUAAUGCCCUCUUUCAUGACUUUUUCCAAAAAGGCCUUGUCUUCUUCCGACAUGGGAGAGUGAGAGGACGGAGUAGUUCCGUCUUGAUAGGCCAAGCUCCAUUUCAACAAUCCCAACCACCCCCAAGGUGUAUUGCCGCCGCCUUCCGUGUUGCUCAUGGUAUUUCUUAUUUUGUUUUGAUUCCUGUCUACGAAGCUGUUUGGUUUGCUUUGUGGGAUCCUUUGUGGUUGACUGAGCGAGACGAAAGACGAUGGGACUAGUGGGUUUGAGGAGCUCGAGAAACAAAAGUUCCAAGAGCUUCGAAAAUACCGCGACUAAAACAGUCGUGAGAAGCAAGCAAGACUAUGACGUCAUACCGGAAUGCUGACUCAGUGUCAUUAUUUUUCUUUCGACCAAGACACCGACCUCUUUUGGUGAUGAUGGGGUGAUGGAGAGGUCCAACAAAGCCAUCGUUCUUUUCUUCUUCAUGAUGUGGGGAAGGGGAUGUCAUUUCACAACACAUCGACUUACCCAGAACACUUGAGGCAGAAGCUGAGCCACGGACUCGACUCGUCUCCCCCUUGCUGCCGCUGAAUGCCGAAGUCAAACCAAAACGAAAACAACAGCAAGGCUGGAUUCACUGCCCGGUGCCACCGUCAUUUCUCUGCGACUGCUCUGUGGACUGGCAUGCUACUGCUUCUAUCUCGCUCUACCGUCCGUGGGUUGUCUAGUACUAGUAGACGCAUUCCUCGUUUGUCGCGAACUGCCCUCGCUGUCACCAACGGUUGUGAUCGAUUCUUUGCCAAUUAUCCUAGGGUUAGCGGACAACAACAACAACAACAACAACAACAGCAACAACAACAACAACAACCCAUCAUGACGGAUGCUAUGAAUGGCAUGAACGAGCAACAACAACAACAAGAAUUGCCCGUCGAAAUGACUCCCGAUCAACGAUAUCUGUUUGAUCUCAAUGGAUAUAUUGUGGUCCGAGGUGUGCUAUCACCAGACGAAGUGGCCCAGGCCAAUGCGGCCAUUGACCGCCGACAAGACCAAAUGAUUCAACGAUCCGGAGGGGCCUUGCGCAAUGCCAAGGCAGGUACCAAAAUGUACGGGACCGGACCAGGACGAAAAGAUUUGGGAGGCGUCCUGGAAUGGGGUCCCCAAGAAUCGAGAGUGUUUCAAUCCAUCCUGGCACAUCCCAAACUCGUCCCCUUGUUUCACGGGAUUCUCGGCAAGGGAUAUCGCAUGGAUCAUUUGCCGUUUGUAUUGGCACAAGAUCAUGGAGCCGAAGGAUUCCAGUUGCACGGUGGCACCGUGGACUGCUCCUCGGGAGAAUACAAUCCACAUUUGGCGUACACAUGCAUGCAUGGGACCAUCCGAUCGUCUUUGUUGGGCUGCAAUGUAAUGCUCGCUGACCACAAUCACGGCGAUGGUGGAUUCUGCGUUGUUCCUGGUUCACACAAGAGCAAUUUUAAAAUGCCAGAGGGAAUGGUCGAUGGCGAAAGGUACGCAGAGUUUAUUCAACAACCCGCCACCAAAGCAGGAGAUGUGGUACUCUUUUCGGAAGGAACCGUCCAUGGAGCGUUACCAUGGACCUGUCAAGAACGACAACGACGAGCCUGUUUGUAUCGAUUUGCACCGGCUACCAUGAGUUAUGGACGGUCGUAUUUUGGGCAUGAAGGAGGCGGAUGGCCCGUUGCCAUGUACAAAGGUCUGACCGAUGCGGAAAAGGCUGUCCUGGAGCCUCCUUAUGCCAACCGAUUGGAUCGUCCCAAUAUAGUAGAGUCAGAUGGAUCUGUGGAAAUUACCAGAAGGAGUGCUGCUAAACGACAACACGAUCAAGACGUGUUUGGAACCAAAUACUUUUGA
Molecule: messenger RNA, 2803 nt
Organism: Seminavis robusta
Lineage: Eukaryota; Bacillariophyta; Bacillariophyceae; Naviculales; Naviculaceae
Source: the annotation of a GenBank genome assembly